AUGACUGAGAAGCCUUUCAUAAUCUUCGUCCUAGGACCACCAGCAUCCGGGAAAGGGACGUUAGGUAAACGGCUGGCAGCCGCCCACAACCUCCAUCACCUCUCCGUCGGGGACUACCUCCGAUAUCUUAUCCAAGGCCCCCUAAAGGACCAGGCGGACAUCGUCGACGCCGUGCGCUCGGGUGGCACGCGCGGGCUGGUGUCCGGCGAAGUCAUCGUCUCGCUCUUGAUAGACAAGAUCAAGGAGGAGAUGAGGAGAGGACAGGGGGCCUUUCUGCUGGACGGCUUCCCGCGGAACCUGGAGCAGGAAAAGGCGUUUCGGGAAAUGAUGAAGGCCGAGUUUGCCACCCACACGACACCGGACUUGACUCUCUUGAUCUCGUGUCCGAGGGAGAUUGCGCGGGCUCGGUAUCUCGAGCGCAAGCGAGGAGACGACAGCGUUGAGCUGUUUGACAAGAGAUAUUCCGACUACGAGCAGCGGGACAGCAUGGUUGUGGAUCUGUACCGAGAGAGCUUGAUCGAGGUCAAAGCUGAAGCGGGCGUGAGCGUCGACCAGUCGUACACAAUGUUGAUAGAAGAGCUGUCUGGUCGGUCGCCAUGGCAGGAGGUCCUCUCCAGGAGGGACAACGCUGGCGUGUAA
Molecule: messenger RNA, 639 nt
Organism: Drepanopeziza brunnea f. sp. 'multigermtubi' MB_m1
Lineage: Eukaryota; Fungi; Ascomycota; Leotiomycetes; Helotiales; Drepanopezizaceae
Biological process (GO): nucleobase-containing compound metabolic process
Cellular component (GO): cytoplasm
Molecular function (GO): AMP kinase activity; ATP binding
Source: RefSeq, a predicted model, not a curated record